UCCUUCGCGUUGCUUUCACCAUCUGCUUGUGCUGCAAAUACCCAAUCGGAUCUCUUUUUCUUCGUGGCGCUCCUCUUCCUAUGGUAUGUGCUCUUAGCGCACCCUUCAAUAGAUGUUUGGCUGGCCCAGGCGAUCUGCCAUACAGAGCCUGAGCGCCAAUGACGGCUAUGGCGUCCACUGCGGAUGCACGCGUUUCACAUUCUGGCGCUGACGAGGAUGGCUCCAGUCUCUUCAGGAAUGAUCCGAGAGCGUCCUGCUCUGCCGCGCGAGCUUCUGCCAGCGGACCACGCAACGCACCCGACGAUGGGCAUCGGUAUAUUCUCGGCGGCUGCAAAAUGACCUCGUCUCUGUCCUCGACGGACUCUCCAUCCUGUUCUUCCCACUCAUUCUGCCCUGCCUCUUUCUCAAUCUCCUCAUCGUCUUCUUCUCCGGAGCAUGGGUAUGGACACCCAGGCCGGAAAUGAGAAUCUGCCCAUCUUCGUCCUCGUCUUCAUCCUCGUCCUCGUCCUCGUCUUCAUCCUCGUCCUCGUCUUCAUCCUCGUCCUCGUCUUCAUCCUCGUCCUCGU
Tilletiaria anomala UBC 951 is the source of this 566-nucleotide messenger RNA. RefSeq lists its product as uncharacterized. The coding region runs from base 159 to 464 and encodes 101 amino acids. The record is from RefSeq and is a predicted model, not a curated record. The transcript is spliced from 3 exons. Lineage: Eukaryota; Fungi; Basidiomycota; Exobasidiomycetes; Georgefischeriales; Tilletiariaceae.